CUCUUUCUUCAGCGUGACAUCGAGAAAAUCGAACAAGACUGCAGAAAUAUCAUGAAAGUUCGCUUAUGUAAAAGGUAGAAAGCUUAUACAUUUGCGAGAAAAAAUUCCACUUAAUGGGACAACUCUGAAGCAAAAGCAACUAAAAUAACAAUCUACAAUUAUGGCUCUGCUGUCGAAUCAUCAUUGCAACUACCAGAACACGCAGUCCGAGAUGCUGACACCCGCGUACGCGAGUUCGGCGAGAAGCUACGACCCUUUGUAUCCGUCACCGUACAACUCCCCGAACUACGAUUCCACGAGAAUCGCAUAUCGAGACAAUUGCACGCACGAGAACGAGCUCACGCCGCGACGGGAGGUCGAGACGCUGGAUUACGCCAAGGACGUGGUGCCAGAAUACACCAAGACCCCGGAAGGAUACGAGCGCGGAUCGUAUGGCAUCCUGACGCCUGUCACGCCGCAAAGAUACGAGCCGCCGCACUCGAUGGACCAGGCAAGAUCACCCCGAUUGAUGUUAUACGAGGAAAGUUCGAUGGACUAUCACACACCGACCUAUUGCUACGAGACUCCUCCGCAGGAACCGAGAUACCAGCCCCUGGAGAACAGCAAACCGAUCAUCACGAUUGUCGAACCUCGCGCCAAUUGCUGGGAAUCAAUCAUCCCGACACAAAAAAUACCGACGACACCGCCGGUGAGUCCGCGAAAGGGUCGACGAAGAUCGCGCGACGUCCCGCCGUCGCCGACGGUGCUAAAGCGUCGUCGUUUAGCCGCGAACGCGCGCGAAAGGCGACGCAUGAACGGAUUGAACGACGCCUUUGACAAGUUGCGCGAGGUCGUGCCGAGUCUCGGGACCGACCACAAGCUGAGCAAGUUCGAGACUCUACAAAUGGCGCAGAGCUACAUAGCUGCCCUGUGCGAUCUUCUGCAGAGGCACGAUAGCAAGAGAUAG
Nylanderia fulva is the source of this 946-nucleotide messenger RNA. RefSeq lists its product as uncharacterized. The record is from RefSeq and is a predicted model, not a curated record. Gene Ontology annotation, molecular function: protein dimerization activity; DNA-binding transcription factor activity, RNA polymerase II-specific; E-box binding. Gene Ontology annotation, biological process: sensory organ development; positive regulation of transcription by RNA polymerase II; axon development. Gene Ontology annotation, cellular component: nucleus. NCBI's taxonomy places the organism in Eukaryota, Metazoa, Arthropoda, Insecta, Hymenoptera, Formicidae.